CAUCGAAGGUUAUACGGGUGAUCUAAUACCUUGGUCUAAUUGGUUAUUAGCCAAGAUCGUCAAACUACAUUUCGCGCAGAUCAAUUUGUUAUGAAUUAUUCUUAAAUUAAUCUACGAACUGUUGGCUUUCUAGGGUUAUUUGUGCGUUGACUGUCGGUGGAAGUGCAAUAAAGUUCUGACCACGUGAAUUUGGAAACGUUUAACACUCUUAUUUUUCUUCGACAAUGACGCUAGUCUUACCAACCCCCGAACAAAGAAUUUUCAUCUGGAAAGAGCUAAACGAAGACGUCAAAACCAGAGACAAAGACUUAGAACACAUAAAAGAAUGGCUUCUGAAACAACCGCACCUUCCAGACACCUGGGACGACCAACGACUGUUGAGCUUCCUCAGAGGUUGCAACUUCUCCCUGGAGAAGACCAAGAAGAAGUUAGACAUGUACUUUACCAUGAGAGCAGCCCUGCCUGAAUUCUUCACCAAUAGGGACGUGACCAGGCCGGAGCUGAAAGCCAUCACCAAACUGGGGCAGGGCCCACCGUUGCCCGGUUUAACACCGGGGGGUCGUAGGGUUACAAUCAUCAGGGGGUUCGAUAAGAAUAUAGAGACGCCCAAUAUAGCCGAUAUCAUGAAGUUGGCCUUGAUGCUCGGGGAUAUCAGGAUGGAGGUGGAAAAAUAUGGCGUUGCCGGGGAUAUUUACAUAUUGGACGCCAGUGUUUUAACAGCUGGACACUUCGCCAGAGCUGCCAACCCGAUUUUAGCUAAAAAGUUUUUGGUUUGCGUACAGGAAGCUUACCCGGUCAAAGUGAAGGAAGUUCAUAUAGUAAACGCUAGUCCACUGGUGGACACGGUAGUCAAUUGGGUCAAACCCUUCGUUAAGGAAAAACUCAGGAAAAGGGUGCAUUCCCACACUUCUCUAGAAACCCUUUACAAAUUCGUCCCCAAGGACGUCUUACCAGAAGAAUAUGGUGGAUACGCUGGGACACUAGCGGAAUAUAACGAAAAUUGGAUCAAGAAACUCGAGGAAUACACCCCUUGGUUCAAGGAGCAGGAGAAGGUGAAAGCUGACGAGUCCAGGAGGCCAGGUAAACCCACCAAUUACAACGAUCUGUUCGGGUUGGAGGGCAGCUUUAAACAGUUGAGCAUCGACUGAAAUUUGUGAUACUGACGUUACUUCGAUUUCUUUCUCGUUAAAAUAGUUUUGAAAAUUUUUUCGACCUUUAACAGAUCGUUUUCUUGUGGAAGAAUUUGAAACUGAAAUAAGCUUGUUUAUUUUCUGAACUAUCUCGAUAUUUUUGUAUGUAUUGAGUCAUAUUUUUGUCCUUUAUAUAUGAUCCUUGUGAAUAAAGAAAUUUAGUAUUCUUA
Messenger RNA from Coccinella septempunctata (seven-spotted ladybird), 1360 nucleotides. Its product is annotated as alpha-tocopherol transfer protein-like. The coding region runs from base 225 to 1148 and encodes 307 amino acids. NCBI's taxonomy places the organism in Eukaryota, Metazoa, Arthropoda, Insecta, Coleoptera, Coccinellidae. Gene Ontology annotation, molecular function: phosphatidylinositol bisphosphate binding. The record is from RefSeq and is a predicted model, not a curated record. The transcript is spliced from 6 exons. Gene Ontology annotation, cellular component: membrane.